UAAAUUGCAAGAUAAAGAGAGAAGCGUGUAAUUGUCUGAUAAUGCAAGUAUUAUUUCGCAACUCGGUGGUUAUUUUGAUUAUCGAUUCAUUGCAGUCUAGUGAACCUGCCAUAUUGGUCUCCGGCAGCUGAUUACUGCAGGAAUUUCGAAGAGGCAAUCAUGUUGACUCGAAGAGCAGCUCUUGGAAUACAAAAAACCUUUAAACGUAAUGUGGGUGUGUUCGCCCCAGCUUUACAGAAAGCUACCGAUCCUAUCCAGCAACUAUUCAUCGAUAAAAUUCGUGAAUAUAAAUCAAAGAGCGCUGGUGGUAAAUUAGUUGAUGCUACUCCAGAGUUAGAGAAAGAAAGACAAACUGAAUUGGAGAAAGUAGCAAGACAGUAUGGCGGUGGACCUGGAACUGACAUGACUCAAUUUCCUCAAUUUAAAUUCCCUGAUCAAACUAUCGAUCCACAAGUUUAAUCAACAUUUAUAUGAUACGUCUGUUUAUAGGAAUGUCUUUCAUUGGCAUUAUCUUGUCAAAGGUAUAAUUGUAUAGAAAGAUGGAUAAGCAAGAUCAAUAAAGAUUCUUUGUUUUUUGUUACAAAGCCGCAAUUUUAAUGGAAGACAUUGUUAUGUAAAAGAUGUAGCAAAUGAUAUGAAGUCACAUUGUUGGCAUUUCACUAAACAGUAAUACUUUAUUGUAAGAGUAGAAAAUAUAAUUUAUAAAACCAA
Orussus abietinus is the source of this 711-nucleotide messenger RNA. It is a transcript of the gene ATPsynCF6, whose product is annotated as ATP synthase-coupling factor 6, mitochondrial. The record is from RefSeq and is a predicted model, not a curated record. The transcript is spliced from 4 exons. Lineage: Eukaryota; Metazoa; Arthropoda; Insecta; Hymenoptera; Orussidae. Gene Ontology annotation, molecular function: proton transmembrane transporter activity. Gene Ontology annotation, biological process: proton motive force-driven ATP synthesis. The coding region runs from base 160 to 459 and encodes 99 amino acids.